UACUAAUUAGUUUUUAAAAAACUUAUUCCCUCUUUUUGACGAAGCGGAAAUUGGGAAAAUUGGAGCCCUAAUUCUGGUAAAUCGGCGAAGAUUGAAGAAUGUCGGGGGUCACGAACACGCAGCAGGAGGAAGACAAGAAGCCCAACGACCAGUCGGCGCAUAUCAACCUGAAGGUCAAAGGCCAGGAUGGGAAUGAGGUGUUCUUCAGGAUUAAAAGAAGCACUCAGCUGAAGAAACUAAUGAAUGCUUACUGUGAUAGACAAUCUGUGGAUUUGAACUCUAUUGCUUUUCUAUUUGAUGGUCGUCGUCUUCGAGCAGAGCAAACUCCAGAUGAGCUAGAAAUGGAGGAUGGGGAUGAGAUUGAUGCAAUGUUGCACCAGACCGGUGGAUCGACUCGUUGAAAUUCGUGGUGUUGGUUCUGCUCCUUUAACGCCAGUAAUUUCAUUGAAUUGGGAAAUGUGGGCAUUUAGAGAUUCUUGCAGGUUUAUUAUUAAGUGUAGAUUCCUUAAAAAAGACUUCCCUAUGUUUUAAGCUAUAUAUUGUGAGGUCAAUGGCUAUUUUCUGGUCUCAGUUAUUCGCUUGGCUCUUUGUAUGGAUGGAAGCUGUUAGUAGCAUAGCCGGAAAGUUAAAUACUUUGUAAUCAGUCUCGUUUUUUCUUCACGUUGUGAGCUUUCUGAUAACGAAAUGCUAAGACCAUAUUGAAAUUUGGUAUACAUUCCUCGGUCUUCCAGUUUUAUAGUUA
This is a messenger RNA of Cucumis sativus (cucumber), 742 nucleotides long. Its product is annotated as small ubiquitin-related modifier 1. Lineage: Eukaryota; Viridiplantae; Streptophyta; Magnoliopsida; Cucurbitales; Cucurbitaceae. The record is from RefSeq and is a predicted model, not a curated record. Gene Ontology annotation, molecular function: ubiquitin-like protein ligase binding; protein tag activity. Gene Ontology annotation, cellular component: nucleus. Gene Ontology annotation, biological process: protein sumoylation. The transcript has 3 exons. Bases 99 to 401 code for a protein of 100 amino acids.